AUGUUAAAAUAAAUCAUACUAAAUGCUAGAAGAGGAACUCUCUUUUCAUAAGCACAGCUUUUAUAAAGAUCAAGCUAUGCAUUCUCAGCACAAGCUGCUCAAACAUCUACCCCCGGCCCAAUUGAUAAGAAAGUUUGGAAGAACGCUUUAGAGGCUACAUAUGAUGUUAAAGAUGGAUCUACCAUUUUGGCUGGUGGUUUCGGUCUCUGCGGUAUCCCUGAAAAUUUGAUUAAGGCAAUAGCUAAGCAUGAUGUCAAGGAACUUACACUAGUAUCAAAUGAGUGCGGUACAAAUGACUACGGUCUGUCUUUGCUUUUAAGAAAGCAUCAAGUAGCAGCAGUACAUGCUUCAUACAUUGGAGUGAACAAAGUUUUUGAGUAACAGUAUCUCAGUGGAGAAGUUGAAGUUCACCUUACACCUCAAGGAAAUCUUGCUGAAAAGAUUAGAGCUGGUGGUGCUGGUAUCCCUGCUUUCUAUUCACCAACUGGUGCAGGAACCCUCCUAGAAACUGGAUAAAUUCCCACUAAAUACGGCCCUGGAGGAAAAGUUUUGAGUUACAGCAAACCAAGAGAAGUCAGAGAAUUCAACGGCAAAAGAUAUCUCUUAGAAGAAGCAAUAACAGGAGAUUUUUCUUUUGUCAAAUGCUGGAAAGCUGAUAAAGAUGGUAACUUGGUGUUCCAUGUAACAGCAAGAAACUUUAACCCAGAUUGUGCAACAGCUGGAAAGAUUGUCAUUGCAGAAGCUGACGAAAUUGUGGAAGUCGGAGAACUUAAACCAGACGAGAUUCACUGCCCAGGAAUUUUUGUUGAUAGAGUAGUCAAGGGUAUUAACGAGCAAAAGAGAAUAGAGAAGCUCACCUUAAAGAGUCCAGGCGGGCCACAAAUCUCAGCUAAGACUGAGGAAGAGAGAGUGAUGAGAAUCAACAUUGCUAGAAGAGCUGCUAAUGAAAUCAAGCCAAAUAUGUAUGUGAACUUAGGUAUUGGUAUGCCCACAACUGUUGCAAAUUUCGUUGAUCCAGCAAUGAAUGUCUACUUCCACGCUGAGAAUGGUCUUCUAGGUAUUGGAGAGUACCCAGAAGUUGGUCAUGAAGAUCCAGAUCUUAUCAAUGCUGGUAAAGAGACAGUCACAAUCAAAAAAGGAGGAGUUAUCCUUCCCUCAUCAAUGGCUUUCAGUGUUAUCAGAGGAGGACAUCUUGAUAUGACUAUACUCGGAGGACUUCAAGUAGGUUCAAAUGGAGAUCUUGCAAACUGGAUCAUUCCAGGCAAGCUUGUUAAGGGUAUGGGAGGAGCCAUGGAUCUAGUAAGUUCAGUUAAAAGAAUUGUCGUCUUAAUGGCAUUGACAGAUAAAUUCGGAGACAAAAAGUUUAGAAAAGCUACAGAUCUACCAGUUACUGGACCUAAAUGUGUCUCAACUCUUAUUACAGACAAAGCAGUUUUCGAAUUUACACCAAACGGAGUAGUCCUAAAAGAACUAGCUAGAGGUACCAGCUUAGAAUAACUAAGACAACUAACGGAUGUUGAUUUCAGAAUCGCUGAGAACCUUGGUGUUAUGGAAGAAAACUUUUCAAAGUAUGAAGGUGGAAAUGAUGAUGAUGAUAUUUUCAAGUGA
Messenger RNA from Stylonychia lemnae, 1608 nucleotides. The record is from the annotation of a GenBank genome assembly. NCBI's taxonomy places the organism in Eukaryota, Ciliophora, Spirotrichea, Sporadotrichida, Oxytrichidae.